AUGAAACUGCUGACUGCAUUGUCCUUCGUCGCUAUCAUGUCUCAGCAUAUCAUUAUAUUGGUGCUCCUAGUUAUCUUUAGCCUCAACAGUCUCGUGGAAGCAGUGCUUCCAGAAAAUGCUCUCGCAGGGAACGACAAUCUUGCUAUGGACGAGAUCGACCUUACAUCGCUCCUUACUCCCAGAGUGCCGAAGCAAAAGCCUAUUAUACAAGAAGCUCUCCUUCUCAUCGAUUCAAUGAAGCUCGCCCCAUCCUGCAGCCGGCUGGCGGUAUCAGAGCUCGUCUCUUCCUGCCAGUCAAUCGGGGGUCGGUCCGAGAAACAAGACACGGAUAUAUACCUGGACCUAGAGCUCGUGCGCUCGCUUUAUGCAGCUCGUCUUGCCAUUUGUGAGCUUCGAGAAGCUAAGGCAGCAGCGCCAGACACUUGUUCCUCAUUGGUGAUUGUGCCGCCGCAGAAAAGAGGCAGGUUCGGAUCUAUUUUCGGGGAUAGAAUCCGCUUCAGUGCUCCGGAGCUCAUUCAGAAGCCGCAGCUGGAGUCUUGCCUUCAGUUGCUGGAGACCCGGCCGCAGUGGUGGACUUCCUACAGCAACAGUCGGCAGAAUGCUGUGGUUAUAUGCCAGGCGGCCAGGGAUGAGACUGAGAAGGCGGAGCUUUUGGAGCUUUAUCGAUCUAUACUAAAUAGCUCUGCCGAGCUGGAGCAUGGUCUCCACGAGGCCGUGGAGGUCGCUGCAGCUGACCUUGCCCGUCAGAAAGAAUUCAUGCACGCUGUCGGUAUCAUGAGAAGCAGGAUGAGACAGGAACUGGAAGAAACCGAUAUGCGCUUGAGAUCGACGAUGGACCGGAUUUUGCACGGCCUGUACGCGUAUGCCGUCGACUCUUUCAAGGAGUCCCUAGGGCCUGCGAUUGACACACUGCAGCAAAAGACAGACACCCUCGAUCUCAAACUCCAGACUGUGGCUAUCGAAGCUGAUAAGCUUGGUCACACACUACACGCUCUACAGCAAGAGUCGGCCAAGAGGGAGCAUGAAUUGGCGGAUGCGCAGCAGAGAGAGCUAGAGACCACCAGGGAGACAGCCUUGGCUCACCACGAAAGCGACCUGCUCUCGACUCGAAUGGUAUAUAUGCUGCAAAUCGCGCAGAGCAUGAAUGAGGCCUUCAGAAGGCUCUUAAUGAGUCCGAAGAACGAACCGAACAGCUGCAUCAAGCACAAUUGCAGCAAUACGAAGCUCUACAAGAAACAUCCCGAUUACACCAGCAGCAACAAAUUCACUUGACUGGCAUGUUGGCUGAUCUUGACAGAGCAGCCGUCAUAGCUGCGAAAAUACUCAAGGCAAUUGACCAGAUGGGAUCUAAGUAUGGGCUGGAUCUCGUACUGAAAGUGAUGGGUGAUCUAGUCUGGUGUAGCCUCGUGAUCUGGAAUGUAGUUACAGAGCAUUCAAGGGCAGUCGCUGUAAUUUUCAAUUAUCUGUUUCGGCGUGG
Molecule: messenger RNA, 1477 nt
Organism: Aspergillus aculeatinus CBS 121060
Lineage: Eukaryota; Fungi; Ascomycota; Eurotiomycetes; Eurotiales; Aspergillaceae
Product: putative nuclear membrane fusion protein Kar5
Exons: 6
Coding region: 1-1272 (423 amino acids)
Biological process (GO): karyogamy involved in conjugation with cellular fusion; nuclear membrane fusion involved in karyogamy
Cellular component (GO): endoplasmic reticulum membrane
Source: RefSeq, a predicted model, not a curated record